This is a messenger RNA of Gongylonema pulchrum, 201 nucleotides long. NCBI's taxonomy places the organism in Eukaryota, Metazoa, Nematoda, Chromadorea, Rhabditida, Gongylonematidae. The record is from the annotation of a GenBank genome assembly.
AUGGGUUCGUCGUUACAUCUAUAUUCUUGCUGCGGUGAGACAGGCACCGAAUGCUGUUUCCGGCUACAGCCUGUUGUGAUUGCCUACACUGCCGGCUUAGGAUUUGUUUUUGUUGUUGCUGUGAUAUUUUACUUUUUGUUGAAAUUUAAUCUGAUUUGUCCAGUGUCAUCAAAUGAUCGUGAGAAUCUUUCAAUCUUAUAA